GGGGGUGGGAGUAGGGGUGGGGGCCUGUGCUGGGGGAGGACACGGCAUCCGAGGGGCCGGCGCAGCGGAGCCGGAGUCCCGCGGCCCGUGCCCGCUUCUGCCCCCCGCUUGCCGGACGCGCCGGGUGAGGGGGCCCCUCUCCUCGGAACCCGGGGAAGGAAAUGCCUCUUCCCGGCCGCGGGAUGGGCAGCGGCCGGAGGAAGCUCUGGGCUCUGUGCUUGCUGCUGCUUCUCCCCGAAGCUGGCUCCGCCAAGAAUAUCUGGAAACGGGCAUUGCACGCCAGGCUGGCCGAGAAGCCCCGCGCCGAGGAGGCGGGCGGCCCCCGGCAGCCCCGCGCGGACCGCUGCCCGCCGCCGCCGCGCUCGCUGCCCCCCGGCGCCUGCCAGGCUGCGCGCUGCCAGGCCGACUCCGAGUGCCCGCGCCACCGGCGCUGCUGCUACAACGGCUGCGCCUACGCCUGCCUGGAGGCCGUGCCACCUCCGCCAGUUUUAGACUGGCUGGUGCAGCCCAAACCUCGAUGGCUUGGUGGCAACGGCUGGCUCCUGGAUGGCCCCGAGGAGGUGUUGCAAGCUGAGGCCUGCAGCACCACGGAGGAUGGGGCCGAGCCCCUCCUGUGCCCCUCCGGCUACGACUGCCACAUCCUGAACCCGGGUGAUGUGGCCGCCGGCAUCCCCAACCGCGGGCAGUGCGUCAGGCAGCGCCGACAGGCAGAUGGGCGAUUCCUACGACACGGAUUAUACAAGGAAUACCCAGAGGGCGACUCCAAGAACGUGGCCGAGCCCGGAAAAGGACCCUGAGGCGCUUCCGAUGAGGCAGUGGGGCAGCCACUGCGCGAGAACAUCCUUCCACUUUCUGCUGAGCCUUGGGAACAGUUGGACAAAACAUGAAUCGACCCCCAGAGGCCAUGCCCAGCUCGACAGAGCAUGACCCCAGAGAUACUUAGAGUCAGGACCCCCGGCUCCCGAGGCCACGCGUGACCCGCCUGGCUGGGUGACUUUGUGGGGGCCCCUCACCGGCGCCGGGUCCCCGUUUUAUCAUCCUGGGAACACGGCACACCUGGCAGCCCCACUAGACCUGGGGGCCCCGCGGAGCGCCCCCCGGAAGAGCUGUGCGAAGCCCCUUCCUAAGACAGAGGUCGUGGCUGUGUUACGACACAUUCUUCCAGAUUUGACUCUGGGAGGCAUGCACGUUAUGGCACAUAUUCUCGAAAUAAAUCGCUCCUUACAAAACAGAAACGAACUUA
Molecule: messenger RNA, 1243 nt
Organism: Hyaena hyaena (striped hyena)
Lineage: Eukaryota; Metazoa; Chordata; Mammalia; Carnivora; Hyaenidae
Gene: WFDC1
Product: WAP four-disulfide core domain 1
Exons: 7
Coding region: 162-797 (211 amino acids)
Biological process (GO): regulation of cell growth
Cellular component (GO): extracellular region
Molecular function (GO): peptidase inhibitor activity
Source: RefSeq, a predicted model, not a curated record